Messenger RNA from Eublepharis macularius, 945 nucleotides. It is a transcript of the gene HOXB13, whose product is annotated as homeobox B13. The record is from RefSeq and is a predicted model, not a curated record. The coding region runs from base 1 to 945 and encodes 314 amino acids. The transcript has 2 exons. Gene Ontology annotation, molecular function: RNA polymerase II cis-regulatory region sequence-specific DNA binding; DNA-binding transcription factor activity, RNA polymerase II-specific. Lineage: Eukaryota; Metazoa; Chordata; Lepidosauria; Squamata; Eublepharidae. Gene Ontology annotation, biological process: regulation of transcription by RNA polymerase II.
AUGGAGCCCGAAGCCGCCUUCGGAGAGGCCCGGCGGAGCCUGGAGGAGACGCCCCACAAGGGCAUGGACGGCGGCUUGCUGAGCUCGGCCACCUUCGGGCCCUGCCGGAGCGCGGCGCUCAGCGGGCCCGGCCCGUCGGCGCCCGGCGCCAAUUACGCGGCUCUGGACGGCCCCGCCGAGCCGGCCGCCAAGCAGUGCAUUCCGUGCCCGGCGGGGCUCCCGCAGGCGUCCGCCGCCGCCGCCACCACCGCCGCGCCCUUCUCCUACGGCUGCUUCGGCAGCGGCUACUGCUCCUACCGCGUGGCCCGCGGCUCCCUCAAGCCCUGCCCGGCCCCGCAGCAGGCUGCCUACCCGCCCGACAAGUACGUGGACGCCUGCAGCUCCGCCGCCCCCGCGCCCGAGGAGUACCAGACGCGCCCCGCCGAGUUCGCCUUCUACCCGGGCUACGCCGGCCCCUACCAGCCCGUGGCCAACUACCUGGACGUUUCUGUGGUGCAGACCAUAGGAGGGCCGCCCGGCGACGCCAGGCACGAAGCCCUGCUGCCCGUGGACCCUUACCACCAGCCCUGGGCCUUGGCCGGGGGCUGGAACAACCAAAUGUGUUGCCCGAAAGAUCAAAGCCCUGCCGGACACUUUUGGAAAACUGCUUUCGCAGAAGCUGUAGGCCAGCACCCCCCGGAGGGCUGCUCUUUCCGCCGCGGCCGCAAGAAGAGGAUCCCUUACAGUAAAGGGCAGUUGAAAGAGCUCGAGAAGGAAUACGCCAACAGCAAGUUCAUCACCAAGGAUAAGAGGAGAAAGAUCUCCGCCGCCACCAACCUCACCGAGAGACAGAUCACCAUUUGGUUCCAGAACCGGCGGGUGAAAGAGAAGAAGAUCGUGGCCAAGGUGAAAUCAACCACCACCAGCAGUACCACCAGUAGCAGCAGCAGCAGCAGCACCCCUUGA